AUGCGUCUUCUCCUACUUCUACUCUGUCUUUGUCAUUUGACUUUUGGGGCUUUGAAGUUCGUACAAAUCGUAAGUCCAUUCUGAAUAUUGAAUCUUCGAGAGAUCCGGUUCAGUGGUUCCGUCAUGGUGAACGUCUUCCGACCCAUUAUUUACACUUCCCCGGAGAAGACGAGACAAAGUUUGAUUACCUACAAAUUGCGUACCCUGGAGAAUUAACAAAAGUGAUUAAGAUGUUUGAAUGGUUUGAUAAUUUUGAACAUUUCAUUUCAGAAUGGAAUCGGUCAAGAAUUUGAGCUCGGAGAACGGUUGUCAAAGAUCUAUGGUUCUCAUUUCGGAGACGCUUACAAACCAACAGAGGUCUGAGAACACUUCCGUACUUCCUAACAGAAUAGAAAUUUUGUUUCAGUUCCACGUCUACACCGGAAAAGAUAACCGAACAUCGGCUUCAGCACAAGCAAUGUUUGCCGGGUUCCUGCCGCCAAACGAGGAUCAGCAGUGGAGUUCGAAGUUGAAUUGGCAGCCGAUCGCCCAGGAAACUGAUGCCUCCCUGGACUGGGUAUUCAAAAUAUUAUACGUAUCAGUAAAUGAUCAGUAAACUGUCCUCCUUUAAGGUAUCACUGGGAGCUGUUGACAACUGUCGCAUUUACGGUGAAACGUUUUCAAAGUCAGCUGAGUACGCGUCCGUAAUGAAUCAUGUUGCGAAAUUGGACCCCCGACUUCUAGAGCUUGUCAGAAACCACACUGGAGUAGCUGUUUUGGAAGCCAAAAAUUAUAACCACGCCAUAGAUUCGUUGAAAAUUCGAGUAACGACCAAACGAAAAAAAAAUUCUAGACUUUGUUUACAGACUAUUCUAAAAGAUGAAAGGCUUCCACUUCCCAAAUGGGCUGAAGGAUAUGAAGACCGAAUUAUGAACAUGAGCUUUGCCAUUCAUGAUUCUAUUGUGAAAGUUCAGAAUGAGACUAUCGGAAGUAAGCUAGCUUCCGUGCAAAAUUAAAAAAACCCUUAUCACUUACAGAUUACCAUAUCGAACUUCUCAUGUCCUACUUUGAAACGUAUCUCCAGAAAAACGCAACGAAAGGUGUCUUUAUCAGUGGCGUAAGCAUUACGAAACGAACUAUUAAGUUUUGAACGAAAUAUUCCAGCAUGAUACGAACAUUGUGACAAUCUGGGAAGCUUUGCGAUUGAGCGGACAUCCAGACGAUAUUCCAAACUUUGGAGCUCAUUUGGCUAUUGAGCUUCACGAAAUUCUGGGUGAACUUACUUUGAAGGUGAAAACGAUGCAAUGUUUGGAAUUUGUAAUCUGAACGUUUUUAGUUCUUCUUGUCAAUGGCUUGGAAUCAAUCUCGAAUUGAAGUGUUCCCGGAGCUUUGCUCUGAAGCUGGAUGUACCUGGGAAGCUUUCAAAAACAUUACUGCGGUAACUUUUAUUGUCUGCUCUUAUAUAUUUUUGAUUAUAGCACUCACGCAAGCCAAGAUCAGAUUGGGUGUACGAGUGCCAGGGUUUCGAAAGAGUUUCGGAGCCGGUUUCAACGAUAACUGGUUUGUUUACAUUCAUUUACUGAUUUUGAUACUUAUUUUUCUAGGUUCAAUGAUCAUUAUGCUCUCAAUUCUGCUCCUCUCCACCAUCAUUCUCGGUUUCACAACUUUCUCCUACAAACGCCAGCUCAACAACCUGCGCGACCCAGAAAGAGCCCGUCUCUUGUAG
Caenorhabditis sp. 36 PRJEB53466 is the source of this 1705-nucleotide messenger RNA. The record is from the annotation of a GenBank genome assembly. Lineage: Eukaryota; Metazoa; Nematoda; Chromadorea; Rhabditida; Rhabditidae.